Drosophila yakuba is the source of this 16824-nucleotide messenger RNA. It is a transcript of the gene hiw, whose product is annotated as E3 ubiquitin-protein ligase highwire. Gene Ontology annotation, cellular component: nucleus. NCBI's taxonomy places the organism in Eukaryota, Metazoa, Arthropoda, Insecta, Diptera, Drosophilidae. Bases 324 to 16067 code for a protein of 5247 amino acids. The record is from RefSeq and is a predicted model, not a curated record. The transcript has 23 exons.
CAUUGUACCGUUGCGUUGUCGUUCGGUGUGUGUUUCCUUUUUUUUUUUGCGUGAAAGUGACAAAAGGCAAAUGGCAAAAACAAAGGGCACUCAAAUUGCCAGACGAUGCUCGGCAAAAUAGUUCAAUUCUAGUUGUUAAUUCAUAUUUCGUUUAACCGCUGUGCAAUAUAAAUCAUUAGCCAAAGAAGAGAAGAGAAAAACGGGAGAGAGUGAGCAUAACGUUGUGACGGUAGACGGCAACAGUAACGGUAACGGUAACGGAGGAUUAGAAUAUAUAGAAAAUAUCGAUUGGAGCACUGGAUCUAACGGGAAAUCGGGCCAAAAUGGUUGGCCUGCUCAAUCCGCUUAAGUAUGGCGACCACUUCUACGAGCUGUACACGAACAACACGCGCAGAAAAAUGCAACACGAUCGCAAGGUGUUAACGAAACGCAAAAGUCGGAAGGACAAGUCGGCGGCCGCAAUGGCCGCGGCAGCUGCUGCAGCGGUUCUGGAGGGGAAUGCGGGAGCUGGUGGACUGGUGAAUCCACUGGAUCCACCGCUGGUCAAGGAACAACUGAUGAUCCUGCCCUCGUUUUCGGUGGCGCACAUUGAACUCGAUCCGAAUGCGUCCAAGUUCGCGGUCUUCUCGGCCAUUCGAUCCACGGUCCUGGAGGCAGAGACCCGCUACUCCCUGUUCCAUGAGGGCGGAGCAGCCGGUGGCCCGGGAGGUUCGAGUCUGAAGAAGUGGAGCAAUAACCUUAACUCAGCCUGCUGCAUGAUGUGUGCCCACAGCUGCAUGAUAAGCAACCUUCUCGAUUGCUCCUGCCACGCCCACUUGGCCAUGCACGGAGCCGUUGGGCCUGGCAAUGCCGGACCUGGUGGACCAGUUGGCGUCAUUAUCGAUGGCCGGGUACCGGCUCCAGUGCCGGUGGUGGUCGGUGGACCCGGUUUGCCAGCAGAGAAGCGACCACGUCGGGAUAGCGCCAACAGCGAUGCGGAUUCGGACACGGAGGAGCCCACCGAACGGGAGCCCGUCUACGCUACAGUGCCGCUGAUUGUGGGCGCUGGAUUGCGCAGUCUCUUCGAGCUUAUCGCCGAUGCCCGGCACGUUCAUCCGCUGCUGUGCACCAAGGCAUUGAAGGCACUGCUGGACGUCAUCCAGGGACAGCAGCCGGAGAGUUUCAAGCUGGAACCGGAGGAGCUAAUCAUUCCGCUGUACGAUCUCCUACUCGAUUUGGCCACCAUGCCGGCCGCACUCAAUUCGGCCACCGGUGCGGAGGCCAACUGGUCGGCCAUGGCCUGCGCUGCGCUCCUGGGACUUUGCAUCGCUCGCGGUGAUACGGGCAAGAUGCUCAAGGCCAUUGCCGCCAUGCUGAUGACGCCGCGUCAGCUUUCCGCCCAGAUUGUCCAGCUGCCGGUGGUACUGGCCACGUUGCAGCACACGGUGAUCAGUGCGGCGUUGAAUAAGCCCACCAGGCCGGAUUUCCACAGCCACGGAGUGCCGCACAACUCGCUGAUUGAUGAGUUUCCUCUUAAGCUGCCGCCGUUGAGCACAGGUGCUCCCAUCACCUCGCCUGCAAUGGCCUGCGAUGGAGUGUUUGUCUAUCUACUCUAUGGCGGAACACUGCUGAAGAUCGGCACUGGCUUUGGAGGAUCCUACAAGGGUCACGUCUAUGCCCAGAAUGAGGACUUCAGCCACGAGAGGAGCGCCUGGCUGGGCUACAGUGGCGGGCAGCUCUACUUUCGGCGCACCUGUCGCCGCAGUGCCGGUGACCAACUGCAAAUGGUGGGCCUGGACACGCUGGCCAUCAAGGCGAUGAGUCCCUUGAGCAUGCUGCAUAUGCGCGAAGGACUCAACUACGUGCUCUUCACGGACGACGACUCACUGCACGCCAUCUGCAGCAAUCGCGAUGAUACACUGGUGGUGAAGAAACUGAAUCUGUACCAUAAUAGCUACAACAUUGAUCCGCCGCCCUUUGAACUGCCGCUGCAGUUGGCGCGCAAGAAGUUCCGGACCUUGGGAUACGCGGCCUUCGAGGAUGAGCUGCUCAAUCAGUAUCAGAUCCAGCGCAUCCAGUCGGCCCACAAUAGUUUCGAGCCAAAGCUACCCGCUCCCUGCCGAGAUGCGGAUGUGGAUGUAAUGGGCAUGGCCUGCGGCAAGGAGUUUGGCUUGGUGCGGGCCAGUAAUGGUCGGGUCUACUAUUAUGGAAAAUCAGCUGCCCUCGGAUUGAAGUGCGUGGGUCGCACGCCGACACUCAAGCUCACCGAACUGGUCAUCUCGAAGGCGGCCAAUAUUGUCCAUGUGGCCGUGGGACAUGAUGGCAUUCAUUCACUGUUGGUCAACGAUGAUGGCACCGUUUUCUUUGCGGGUACAGCUCGGCGCGGUGAAGAUGGAGAUAGCAGCAAGAACCGUAGGCAACCGAAGGCGGUUAAACCGAAGAAGAUGACCAAAAUCGAUGGCCAUGUGGUGGUGCAUGCCGCCUGCAACAAUGGCACCUCUGCAUUUGUCACCAAAACCGGAAAGCUGAUCAUGUACGGCAAGGAUACAGCCCACUGCGAUGCCAUGGGUUUCGUUAGUGAGCUGCUGGACCAGCAUGUGACCAAGGUGGCGCUGGGCAAGGCGCAUUGUGUGGCCCUAAAUGCGAAGGGGCAGCUUUUCUCGUUCGGGCUGAACAACAAGGGUCAGUGUGGCAGGAUAUUCAACAAGUUGCAGCCGGUGAAGGAUGUGCCGCCAUUUGCCUCAUCCUCAACGGCAGCCGCCUGUUUUGCAUCCCUGCUGCCGCUGGACAAGCGCCUCAAGCUGGACUUCUCCACGCUGUGCGACUACGAUGAUCAUAAUCUGGUGCAGGGUCAGUGCCGCGUGUGCGUCAUCUGUCGGGAAUGCACGGGAUACAAUAUUAGCUGUGUCUCCGCUCUAAAUGUACCACUGGAUCAGCGUUUGGCGGGCAGUAUAUGUCCCUGUGGCCACGGCGAUGCGGGCUGUGCCAAGUGUGGACUGUGCGCCGCCUGCAUUGCCCUCCAGGAUAGCGAUGAGGCCAAAACGGAACUGAAACCUCCACCAAGUGACGUACAACAGCGCCAGCAGCGCUCCAAAACCCUCAUCAUGCGUCGCAAAGAGCGCAAGGGUGAACUGGAAACAGGAGCCGCCGGAGGUGGAGCUGCCACGCCCACUGACCUGGACAAGGAUCCGCCUCGAGUGGCUCCGCUGGCGCCGCAGCUGCUGCAGCUCACCAGCUCAUCGCCUGUGGUGCAGGUGGCUUGUGGCUUGCACCAUACGGUGGUGCUCACCUUGGCCGGUGAAGUCUACACUUUUGGCAGUAAUCAGUAUGGUCAGUUGGGCAGUGGUGAUCUGCAGCCGGUGAGCGGACCAGUUCGGGUCCAGGUGCCUGGUGCUAUCAGUCAAGUGGCCGCUGGGAGCAACCACACCGUACUGCUGACAUCAAAAGGAAUGGUCUACACGUUUGGCAAUUACCAGAAGGGGCAACUGGGACGGCUGCCCAGUGAUUAUGGAUUAAAGCCACCGCCCCAGGAUGAUGACUCUCCGGUGGGACCUGGAUCUGAUGGUGGAGCAGGAGGAUCGCCAACAGUUGCGCCAGUGGGAAUGCCUGGACCGGAGCGAUCCCAAUCGCCAGGCAACGUGCAGCCCAGUGGCUCCAAGGAGAUGCCUCCGCUGCUGCCGGUGCUCACCCAGCGUCAGAAGUUCCUGUGGAAUUGUUCACCGGGAGCCGUCUUUGGCUUGGGUCCUUGUUAUGGCAAGAAGGUAACCUGGAUUGGAGCCAAUGGAGAUCAAACCUUUAUCAAGAUCGACGAAUCCCUGAUCACGGCACAAAUGCUGCCCAAGAUGCAUGUGGUGGCCAAUAAGAAGACGAUAUUGCUCAUCCCCAGCAUUCCGCUGUCCUUCCACACGCUCUCCAUAAAUCGGCGGGAUGGCAGCUGUACUGCCCAUUAUCGUGGACAAACCAACUUCGUGAAACUGAUGCAAGCACAGCCGGAGCAACAGCAGCCGGAGAUUAACUCCAAUUUGGAUGUGGCCGUGACUCCAGUUGCGGAUUCACCCGCAAAUGCCUCCACUUCGUCGCUUAUUACGGCCUUGACGGGCACAGCCACGGCUGGAGUGCCCAUCAAUGAGCAGAUGUCCCGAAGCAUGCACGAGGGCAGGAAUCAGAUCUUUGAGGAGCAGCAACCGGAGGUGGCAUCAUCUGCUGCAGCAGCAGCAGCAGCAGUAGUAGCUCCUGGAACACCGGUAUCAGCGGGUUCUGUGCCAAGGAGUCGUCGUGGUGGCAAGCAGGGUACCAAUUCACCGGAACCCAUUCCAUCGCCACCGCAACUGGCCUUCACCAUGGAUCCCACCUACAAUGUUCUCUGGGUUUUCGAUGGAGCUGCUCGGAAACUGCGCUGCCACAAUGUGGUGGCCAGUGACAUCAACGAGAGCGAAGCGAACGCGGCUACUUAUCGAUCAUUGCUCUCGCCGGAGUUAUCUUUGCCGGAUCGGGUUGAUUCUCGUGUGGCCCGCUCACAGGCCUCCCUGAACUUACUCGCCUGUCUCGACAUCCUCACCUCGGCGCAGGACAACAUACCCGGUUGCUUCGAGCAGCCGCUGUUGAAGCAAACCCAACAGACGGCGGAGACGCAGGCGGGUGAAUUCCAGGUAGUCAACCGGUUCGAUAACUUUGGCGGCGGUUGGGGCUACUCCGGUCAUAGUGUGGAGGCCAUACGCUUCUCGGCGGACACCGAUAUUGUGAUCUGUGGGUUCGGCAUGUUCGGCGGUCGCGGCGAGUACAGUUGCAAGCUAAAGCUCUUCGAUUUGGGCGGCGAUGGUGGUGGCUACGAGAAGGAAGGCAUCCUGAUUAGCGAGACCAAGGAGGUGCCCUACGAGUGCGGUGCCAGGAGCAAACAUCACAUUCUUCUGCCCAAACCGGUCAGUGCGGUAGCUGGCAGAUGGUAUUUGGUGUGGGCCCGGAUUGCAGGACCCUCCUCCGAUUGCGGAUCCUGCGGUCAGGCGUCCGUGACCACCGAGGAUCAGGUGGUUUUCUCCUUCAAGUCCAGCAAGAAGGCAAACAAUGGCACCGAUGUCAACUCCGGCCAGAUACCGGCCAUUCUGUACCGACUGGUCACCCAGGAUUGCAAACAGACGCCGGCCCAAAUGGACGCCGAUCCUGUGCAGCGUAUUUCCCGGGCCUUUGCCAACAGUGUGAGUCGUGAGUGCUUCGAAAGCCUGGUGGUUCUGCUAAGCUGGUCGUGGGAUUGCUUCAAGCUGCAGCUGCGCGAGGAGCGCGAUCGCUCCCGGCCACUGCAGCUGCAACAGUCGCUGCAGUACCUCGGCUAUGUCAUCAAGUCGUGUCUGCGCCUGCUGCGCAAGUACACAAACGAGAUUUACCCGCAGCGGAGCUCCUCCACAUCGCUGGCAACGGGCGUUGGUGGAUCCAAUGCAGCCCAUGGUAGUGGCGUAGUGACCACUACCAAGAUGGUUCCGUCUAAGGCAAACAAAGACAAGAAUGCACCGCGCGUGGCGGGCAAUGCAGCCGUAAUGGCCAAGUACUUUGGUGACCCCUCGCCAUCGGUUGCCCCAGCCAUGAUAAGCAGUGCCAGCAGCAGCGGAGGAGCACCAUCCACAUCGGCCUCGGCAGCGGUGGCACCUGGCAGCGGAACUCCCGUCACCCGGAAGACCAACAUGGAGAACAUCCAACUGGCGGAGUGCAUCGGCAAUGUAAGAGCUCUGCUUAUUGGCAUCUUUUGCGAUGACAUCUUCAAGGAUAUUGCCACAGAUGAGGGCUAUGAACUAUCGCUGGAGAUCCUCGACGAGUGCCACCUGAGCUUUGUGGCCUGCUUCGAUGCAUUCUACCCGACGUCCUCGUUGAAGUGGAACUGCCUGUGCGAUCUGCUCGCCCAGAUGGAUCGGGGAGCCUUGCAUUCCCGCCUGCUCAGUGCGAUUCUUGCUGGAUUGUGCUCACCAUCGGUGAAACUCAGGGCCACUUUCUCACUGCUAAGUGCGGCUGGAAACGAACGCCAGUCGAUCAUCAGUCCCAGCGACAACUCUGGCUUGCCCAUGCUCUCCUCCACGGAUGCCCAUCCGUAUCCGGUGCUGGUGGAGCAAAUGAUCUAUCGCACGCAGCAGGAGAAGAGUGAUUUCCUGAGCAAUUCGUGGACAUUCAAGGAUGUACUCGUGCGACUGCUGGACAUUAUUGCCAGUCCCAUACGUUCCCGCAUUGAGGCGAUAUACAGCCGGAGCUGUCUUGGCGGCAGCUAUCCCGGAAGUAAAGAGUGUGUGAAUCAAGGCCUGAUUGACAACUGUUGUCAUCUGCUGGCCAGAGUUCUGGCCGAGAUUGUCUACCAAACGGCGAUGGGUGAAUACGACAAGCUGUUCAUGCCACCCAGAACCCUCCAUUCGACGGGUGCUCGCUUUGCCCGCUGCGAUGUGAGUAGGACCUGGAAUACCGGAAACUUUGGACCCGAUGCCAUUGCCUUCGCCGUGGAUCGACCUGGUGUGGCCAUAGCUGGCGCCAUGGUUUACUCGGGAUCCGGUAGCUAUGACUAUCAGUUGGAGUUGCUGUACGAUAAUACGGCGGAUCUGCAGCCGCAGCACAAGUGGGAGACCCUGGAGUCGGUGUCCGGUAGUUACGAUCAGGAUGCGGUUCACAACGAUCUGGCGGAGAUUAAAUUCGACCAUCCGGUGCACAUCAAGGAGAAUGCACGCUACGCCCUGCGGCUGUGCUCCCAAGGAGCAAGAACUUGCUCUGGCGAUGCGGGAAUGCCAGCGGUUCGAGGACCAUGUGGCGCCCAGUUCCACUUCUAUGCCUGUGAUCUUAGCUUCAAUGGAACCACUCCAGCCAGGGGUCAAUUGCCAUGCAUUCUGUACUAUAGCACGCCAAUGAAACAGGAUGGAAACUCGGCCAGCGGACGAACGGGCGAUGCCACUAAUGUGGCCGCUCAUAUGGAGGAUCGCAUGAUGCUUCUUGGACCACAUGAGGUAUCCACCCGCGAUACAGCCCUGCAAAUCGCCGCUGAUAUAACCAAAAAGUGCACUGAACUGUUGAUAUUGGCACGCAAUGCAAUGGCUGCAUCUUGUUCGCCUUCGGAUAAUAGUUCCAAUCACACUCAGACCAUCGAUUCCGAGCACAAUAUCACACCCAUCGAGGAGCACAUGGACAUCAAUUGGGCGAACAAUUCCAGGACAGCUGCCCUGCCAACAGCCCUAGAUCCGCAGCUGUCCACGGCCAGGGAUUUGGGCAAACGCAUUGAGUCAUUCAGCAAGGGUCUCAUGGAGACCCUGAAGUUCGACAAGCGUUCCACGAAUCCCUUCGAGAUGGAAAUUGAGAUCGGCGCCACCGAAGUGGAGGAAUCGGCGGAUCUGAGAAAUGGCCAAAGCCAGAGUGUAAGCCAGAGUCAGAGUCAAAGUGUUCCGAUAAACGGCAAUGAACGUACUACAGACUUUGAGUUCGCCGAGCAACCAGCUCAACAGUCAAUGCCCCAGCAUCUGCACUCCGAUUCGGAGGAGGCUCCACUGGAGGUGGCCGGCAUGGCUGCCGGUUCCGGUGCUAGUGUCGCCGAUGGAUCUGGCGGAGUGGCAGGAGUGGGCAGUCAAGCGGCCGCAGUGCAGCUGCUGGAGGUAUUCAAUCUGGCCGCCUCCAAUAUGUUCCAUACGUUAUUGCCACUGGUCUAUGCACACAUCGCCAAUCUGGCCUGCAGUGAUCCAAAGAGUUCCGUCCAGAUACUGGGUUUGAUCAAGGAGAUACUGCCGCACAUCGCUGCCCUAAAUCAGUUGCACGUGUCCAAGGAUCAGCGGCAACCGGAGCCGUCUCUUUUUGCUACCCAGACCUCUGGGUCUGGCAAUUCCAAUUCGAGCAGCACCACCAGCAACCACUAUUGUGUGGUGGAGAGUGAUCAUCCGUACAAGAGUGCCAGCAUUAGUAGCUAUCGCGUGGAGUUUCCGCCCUGCGUGCAGUGGCUAACCAUCGAGUUUGACCCGCAGUGUGGCACUGCUCAGCUGGAAGAUUACCUGCUCCUGUCGAUUCCAAUGCGUCCAGCAUCGCAGGCGCCGCCAGUCCCACAUGUGGAUGACUAUCUGGAGCAGGCGGAUAACAAUGUGCAUGGUGCGGGCGACAGGAGACGCACCACAGGCGGUGGCAUCGCCGGAAGUGGAGCAGCGCCGAACACACACCAACGCUCCGCCAGUGUCCAGUUGACCAUGGCCAGUUGCUGCCGCAGUCCAGGUGGUGGAAAUGCGCCGGGCUCUGCUUCCGCGCCCAGUUCCACGCCUCUGCGCAGCCAGGAUCCCAAUGACAGGGAGUGGAUUGUGGUCAAGAAGUUCAAUACUGCUUCCACCUGGCUGCACAAUGUCCUCAUCCUGCCCGGCAACUGCGUGGAGUUCUCCCUGGAAACAGCCUCACUUUAUGCCCAGGAUCCGCACAACAAUCGCUUUGGCUUCAAGUGUCUAGUCGUGGGCUACGACAAUCCCACAUCUAUUAAUGCCAGCAAUUCGUGUCUGAUACGACUGGAGCAGGAGUUGGCCUAUUUGGGUGGCAUGUGCAGUGCCAAUCUGAUGAAGAAGGAGCUCAAUCUGCCAGAUGACAAAGACGUGGAGGACAUGAGCGGCAUUGAGGAGACCAUCAACACUCAUCAUACCCUGCUCUCUAAAGGAUUUGCCCUAUCUGAACCCCAGUUGACCGUUCACCAGGCUUUGGAAUCCUAUUUGCCCAUCGGAUCGCAGUCAAAUGAGCGGCAGUUCCUUAAGGACUUUAUCAGCGGUGCGCCAGGAUCGUCGGGCGCCCGUUUGGCCGCCUGGUUGCAGCCGGAGUCUAGACUGGAUCCCAAUAAAUGUGAGCUGAAUACCAUCACGGAGCCGCUGCGCUACGGUUGGCCCUCCCAGGUGACGGUCACCAUACGGGAUCAGUAUGGGGAUGCGGUUUUGGUGCCGGAACUCAAGGUUGAAAUCAAGGCGAUACCCACGGGCUCGGGUCCGAAUGGCAGUGCCACCGGAACGGGACCGUCCGGCACAUCAGCAGCCGGAGUUUCGGCAACCGGUCCAAAUGUCUGGAUGCGUCGCUCCUCCGGUGACACGUGGGGCUGGGGCGGAAUGGCGCCACCACCGCGUCUCAACUACGAGCCCACCUCCAAGGAGAAGAUGGUCUUCAAGGCGAUUACCUUCAUGAAGCCCUACACCAACUACUCGUUCGAGGAGCUGCGCUAUGCGAGUCCGGUGCAAACACGAGUCACGGAACUGCUCAACGCCAAGGACAUGGAGGAUGGCACCUUCAGUGUCCAGUGGACGCCCAGCUCGGUGGGCGCCUACUGCCUGGCGGUAACCAUCGAUGGCAUACCGCUGGAGGAGGUCUACCGCGUGGACGUCAAGGAGGGCAUCCUCCCACCGCCCACUCAGAGGAGCAGCGCGCAGCGAAGGCCACAAGCGCCCAGCAAGCUGCGCCGCUUUCAGGCUCGUCACAGUUCAGGAUUGCGGAUACGAUCGCAUCCCACGCUGCAGUCGGAACAGGUGGGCGUGGUGCGGGUGGGCGGCGUGAUCUCGUUCAUCGAUGAGAUUGAGAACGAUGAUGGCGUCUGGCUGCGGCUAUCCACGGAGUCCAUACGGCAGCACUGCACCAUGGGCUGGUAUCCGACGGAGGCGUGGUGUCUGCAGUUCAAUCAGCACCUGGCCAGGAUGCUGCUCCAGCCAGUCACCGACAAGGAGGUGAAUCCCGUGCGAAAGGGCGCAACGGCCGAGGAAGAGGAGGAGGAGCAGCCGCCUGUAACACCGUCAGCUAGUGGCGAGGCGAGUCCCGAACCAGAACCGGAUCCCAGUCCAGUCCUAAGUCCGGCCAAGACCAAGCCAGGACGCUUCCUAGCCGGUCACCAGUCCACAAAUCCCUUCCUCUAUCCUGCGAAGCACAUCGAUCUCGCCGAACGUGAGGCCCACGUGCAGGAGGAGCACGAGAAGGAGGAGGAGCAGGUGGGGGAUGAGGAUGCCGAUGCUCGGGAGCCGGAACAGGAGGCACUGCCCGCCGUUGAACUACUGCCCGCCCACAUAGGAUCCGCCAUAGCUGGCGUCGUGGGCGGUGGAGCCAUCAAGCUGCAGGCCCUGCAGAAGUGGUUCAAGGGCGACGCUGUCGAUGGAUCCCAGCCCCUAACGCCGUCACAUUCGCCACCACUCGGCGGCGUGUCGGUGCGGGAGCUGGUACGAGCGAUGGGUGGUCAGGACUCGCCGCGCGGCAAUGGCAAUCGCAGCCAGCAGGAGCAGGAUCCGGAAUUCAGUUUGGCCAGCAUGAGGAGACCCAACUAUUCGGCCAGUCAAACGGCGGCGCUGCUUUCCACACCGAAACAUACGCCCAAACGAAGUGCCGUUGUGUCCAGCGAAACCAGUGGCCUCGAGGAUGAGCUGAGCCUAUUGCAGAUUACCACAACGACGACGGGUCAGGGGGAGCAGCAAAGCGAACUGCAGUUGGCCACCACUUCCACUUCCACUUCCACUUCCGCUUCCACGGCUUGCAAGCGGAACGCCAUGGGUCCAAUCAAACGGGCAAUGCCUCCUUCAUUCGCGGAGAGCAUCCGUGCGGUGUUUGCUGCCCUCCUUUGGCACGAAGGCGUCGUCCACGAUGCAAUGGCCUGUGCCAGUUUCCUCAAAUUCCAUCCCGGUUUGCCCAAGGAGGGCGCCACCGUGGUCACGCGUCGCGGCGAGGCCGGUGAUCCUAGGUUGCAGUUAUCGCGGGAGCAGAAGGCCCAGCAGCGGCACUCCGUGGAGGUGGCCAAUGCGGGUAACUAUCUAAACAUCCGGCCGAGCACGUUGGAAACCCUCACCAAGAGUGGCAACUGCUCGCUGCACAAUCGCAGCAAGUAUCGGAAGAAUCUCCUUAGCGGAGGUGGCGGUGCAGCCAUCAAUUCCGGCGAGGAUCCAGCCCAGAAAUUGCAAGCUCUGCCCGAAAUGGUAAGCGUUUUGCCGCCGGCUCUGCGAUGUCUUGUCUAUCUGUGGGAGCAGAUCUGCUCCGGUUGCGUUCAAAUUGUACAGUCGAAUGCCUUGGAGCAGAGGGAGCCCCGGCUGCUCUCACCCGGCGGUCGAGAUCUUAACGGAGAUGCAGACACCGAGGGCAAGGAGGGCAAGAAUUCGGACCAGGGAUCCGGCGGGGAGAAAGAUCUGGGCAGGAAAUGCAAGCGCAAAAAGAAGGACGACGGCAGCUGGUGCGAAAUCUGCGAACUAUUCCUGCCCAUGCCCGUGACCUAUCACAUGAGGAUUGCCCAUCCUGGCUGCGGGAAAUCGGCCAAAGGCAAGGGCUACAAUUCCGUGGGCAUCUUCUGCGAGGGAUGGGCUGGCAAUUGCGGUGAGGGUGGCAAGGGUGCCUCAUCCUGGUUCCUGAUGUGCGAUCCGUGCCGCGAUCGUUAUCUUGCCUCCUGUCGCAGCGCCAACAACAUCAACAGUGCCGCCCGCCAACUGGAGUCCAGUGCCGCCGAAGCAGGAAACGAACUGAAUCUGUUUGGUGUGAAGUCCACCACAUUGAUAGCCAAUGCUGAGGUGUACACGACGAUGCGAGAGAACGCCACAUUCCUGCUGGAGCUCUGUUCCAGUUCCAGUUCGGCAGCCGGAGGAGCAGGUAGCCUGGCCGCCAAUAGCUCCAGCUCCAAGCGCUCCCCACAGCAAAUGUCCGUGGUGGCCAUGCCCGUGGUGAUCGAACACCAGCUGGGUAACUCCGAUCUGAAGCCGAGCACCAGUCGUUGCAGCCGUAUAACUCGAUUGAGUGGCUCCAAAUUUGGUCCAGGUGUGGGUAGUGGAGCAUUCCGCAAGAGCUUUGUGGGUGGCCCACCGGUGGCGCCGGAGAACGUGUGGCUGGCGCCGGAAAGCUUCGCGUGCUUGGAGUGCCUGGGUACGGCUGGGCACGAGGAUCUGCCAUACGAAAUGUUUGGUUUGGGGCCCAACUCGAAUGAUAAUGGCUACGAUAGGCCGCUGUCGGAGAUAUCCUACGAGUCCUGCGAACCGAACAACUACGAGUUGCUGUCUGGCUCUUUGGCGCCAGGUACCACAGCUGCCGGCUCAGUGGGUGGUGGCAAUCUGUCCAAGUUCCAUCGCAGCUACUCGAUGGGCCAGGGCUGGGCAUCGCUGGCCCAGCAUAACCAUCCGCAACCGCACCACCCACAGCAGCAGCAGCCGCAUCACCAGCAGCAGCAGCAUCAGAUGCAUCUGCAACUGCAGCAGCACCAAGCGCCACCGGUGGAGGGUCAACCAAAAGUGGUCUACAGGCGAAGGAAUAACUCUACCAGCGAAGGUGAUGGAUCCCUGUUGAUUUGUUAUCCCUCGGAGCAUCUGCGUCGCCUGGUGCCGCAAAAGCUGCUGGCCAGCGUUUCCGUUAUGCAGACAGCUAGCGGCGACGGCAGCGGCAAGGAUCACGCGUCUGGCACGCUGGGACUGGAUCAGUCAGCUGGCCAGAAUGGUGGCGGCAACCUACUGCUCACCCGUCCCGCCAUGGCGUUCAUCACUCAGAAACACGAACUGGACCGACUGAGGGCAGCCAUGCGUAGGAGCUUGAGAAUCGCUGCCUGCAGGAUUUAUGCCCUGCAAGCGCUUAACUGGCUCCUGCGCAGUGUCACCCAGGGUGUGUGCCUGCACGAUCUUAUGUGGUGGUUUGUGAGCUCCCUGAAUCCCACCGGUGGCCAUCAGCCAGAGGGACGGGGCGACGAGGCCUCCGAACCUGCACUGGAACAUCCGGUUGCCUAUACCCAGAUCAGCGGCAGAUUUGCCCAUCUAAUCACCCAAUCCCUGCACGUGCUUUUGCAAUCGGUGGCGGAUCUAACGCUCCAUCUGCCGCUCGGAUCGCCAUUGCAACGGGUGGCUAUCCAGUGCUUUGGCAUUCGUUUUCGCCAGGCGGAUCAUCAGUUCCUGCAUAGUUCGCAUGUAUUUGGAAACAUCUCGAAGAUAUUGUCCAAGUCGGAUGAGCAGAACGAUGCCAUGGCCGUUUCCACGAUACUCAAACCUGACUGCGAUGCGGAGCACAAUCAGUUGCAUCCGGCUGCGACGACGGGCGGUACGUCGGGCGCGGGAGCACGGCUCCUUUGCUAUACAGAUCUGUCUGGAAUGUUUGAGGUCACCGUGUCGUCGCGCCCAGCCAUGGCGGAAUCACUGACGGAUAACUCGACGGAAACAUUUUGGGAGAGCGACGAGGAGGAUCGCAACAAGUGCAAGAUCAUCGAAUUGUCACUGACCAAGCUGAACUACGCCUGUCGCUAUCUUUUGGUGCACAUCGACAAUAGUCGAGAUAUUCAGAACAAGGUGCUCAACGUGGUGUUCUAUGCCGGCCAGUCGCUGGGCGACACGAAUGUCAUCAAGUCGGCGGAUGUGGAUCCAAAGGCCUGCUCCUGGAUAUCGGCGAAGAUCUGCGAUGACAGCUGUACGCAUUUCCGUUUGGAGCUCCAUGGACCGGAGAACACGCUGCGCGUGCGCCAAAUCAAGUUGCUUGGCCUGCCCAUAGGAGGAGCAAUGGGCGCCGAGGACCCAUCGGAUCACAAGCACCAGCCUCACCUGCGAUUAAGCCAUGCCUCUCGCAUCCAACAGCAGAUUUGUGAGGCGGAAACCCUGAGAGUUUUCCGAUUGAUUACCGGCCAAGUAUUUGGUAAACUGAUCAGUAAUGUGAGCUCGGAUUUGGUGCCACCGGACUCGGCUGGCAUAGGACCUCCAAGUGGCGGAGCACAGAGUACCUCCCUUCUGGCCGAUUCCCUCGAUCUUAGGGAGCACAUGGUGGGCAUUCUGUUCUCGCGUAGCAAACUAUCGCACCUGCAGAAACAGGUGAUCGUCCACAUCGUUCACGCCAUUCGCAAGGAGGCGCAGCGAGCCAAGGAGGAUUGGGAACUGGCCAAUCUGGCGCACGUCCUGAAACAGUCACCCCAACAGCAUUCCGCACCCGCUCCUGCCGCUUCCGCCAGCUGCGAGAGUACGCCGGAGAGGAGUCGAGCGCCGGAUACCUAUUGCUUCGAGAUGCUUAGCAUGGUGCUGGCUCUGUCGGGCAGCGUAGUUGGUCGCUCGUAUCUCUCCCAGCAACAUGGUUUGCUCCGGGAUCUCCUGGGACUCCUGCACACCGGUAGUGAUCGCGUCCAACGACAGGUUACGGCUCUGUUACGCCGCAUUCUUCCGGAAAUAACACCCGAGAGCUUUGCAGAGCUACUGGGAGUGCAAAGAUUACCACCAGCGGAUUAUAGUAUCGCUCAUCAGUCGGCCAGUGAUUUUGAUAUGAGCCGUCUGGGUCUGCUUGAUAUAUUCCUGGCCGUCAUUGCCAAGUCUUUGCAGUUGCAGGUGAAGGUAAAAACAACAGUUGCUUCAGCGGGACCAUCUGGUUCUGGAGGCGUAUCCGGCAGUUCAUCGGGCAACGGUGGAGCUGCUCUGAAAGCGGGACAGCAGGAGAAGACUCCGGCCUUUGUGCGACUCUGCAGCUCCCUAGAUCUCUCAGUGCAGCAGCUAAGAUCACGACCACCCACCGGUGAGCCGGGAGCCACAGAUCCCUUCCAGUUCGAUGUCUUGCCACCGAGAAAGGAAUCGAAGAGAAACCUCAACCAGCGCUGGUUCCUCAACGGAGUCAUUUCCACCAAGCAGGCGGAGAGCAUUAUCAGUCUCAUCAGAGAUUUGGCCAGCGGUAAGCUGAGCGAAAAGUGGUCACAGAUCACUAAGGCGGCCAUAGCCGAAUCUGUGUUAAAUCUGACACGGCUGGAGGAGAUCUAUCGCUCGCCAGAGCACUGCACCAAGACCUCCACGUUGUGGCUGGCACUGGCCAGUCUGUGUGUCCUGGAGCGCGACCACGUGGAGAAGCUAUCCUCCGGUCAGUGGUCCAAGUUGUGCGAUACGCGUCCAUUGUGCAGCAACCAUGACGAUGGUGAAACAGCGGCCAUUAUCCAAUGCGAGACCUGUGGAUCGCUUUGCGGCGACUGCGAUCGUUUUCUGCAUCUGAACCGCAAGACUCGCUCCCACAAGCGAACGGUGUGCAAGGAGGAGGAGGAGGCCAUCCGUGUGGAGCUGCAUGAAUCCUGUGGCCGAACAAAGCUCUUCUGGCUGCUGGCCCUGGCCGAUUCCAAGACACUGAAGGCCAUGGUGGAGUUCCGUGAUGGCAGUCACACGAUCAUCUCGGGUCCUCAGGAGGCGGUGGGCAGGUGUCGCUUCUGUGGCCUGACCGGCAACUCUGGACUGCUCGAGAUCGGCAACGUGUGUGCGGAUGCCCAGUGCCAGGAGUACGCGGCCAACUCGUGUCUAAAGACCAAGCCGUGUGGUCAUGCGUGUGGCGGAGUCACCGGCGAGCGAAAGUGCCUGCCCUGCCUGCAGCAUGUGUGCCAUACGCGCGAAAAUGAGCUGGCGGAGGAGCUGCGGGAUCCGAAGCUCACCCAGGAUGCGGACGACAUGUGCAUGAUAUGCUUCGUUGAGGCAUUGUCCUGUGCACCUUCUAUACAUCUGGAGUGCGGUCACGUGUUUCACUAUCAUUGCUGCAAGGCGGUACUGGAGAAGCGAUGGAGCGGACCACGCAUCACCUUUGGCUUCUCCUUGUGUCCAAUCUGCAAGGCGGACAUCCAGCAUCCCCUGCUGGCAGAUAUCCUGGAGCCGAUAAAUGGACUCAAACAGGACGUCAAACGCAAGGCUCUCAUGCGGAUUAAGUACGAGGGCGUGGUAAAGGACACGAACAGCAAAGACGUCAACAUGACCCAGCUGGCAAUGGAUCGGUAUGCAUAUUAUGUGUGCUUCAAGUGCCAGAAGGCGUACUACGGCGGCGAGGCGCGCUGUGAUGCGGAAAUUGGCGAGAAGUUCGAUCCGGAGGAGCUGGUAUGCGGCGGUUGCUCAGAUGUGGCCAGGGCACAGAUGUGUCCCAAGCAUGGCACCGAUUUCUUGGAGUACAAGUGCCGCUACUGCUGUUCGGUGGCGGUGUACUUCUGCUUUGGAACCACACACUUCUGUGACACCUGCCACGACGAUUUCCAGCGACUGACCAACAUACCCAAGGUCAAGUUACCCCAGUGCCCGGCCGGACCGAAAGCCAAGCAGCUGCUGGGCGACGAGUGUCCGCUGCACGUAAUGCAUCCGCCCACCGGCGAGGAGUUCGCCCUUGGCUGCGGCGUCUGUCGCAAUGCCCAAACAUUUUAGCCACACACAGUGAUGAAGCGUGAUGAUGUGUGGGAAACUCAACCGGAGUCCGAGGACGACGAUGACGAUGACGAUGACGACAAGGAUAUGGCGCUGAACAUGUGGUCGACCGUUUGGUCCCAGUCGGAUGACUCGCGGACAUAUUUGUAGAGAUUAAAAGCCCCCAAGAAGAAAAAAUGCCCCCCACACUCAGUACACAAUUGGGAUGGAUAUUACUUUCAUUCCAUUAGAUAUUAAUUCACUAAACGGAAAUGGAAUGGAAAUCGGAAAUGGAUUGGCAUUUUCUGGUAUAGCUAAUAUUUGGACGAUGGAUAUUGGAUUACAGAUUAGCAAAUAGCAAAUAGCGUAUAGCAUAUUUUUAACCCCAUGCAAUAUUAUUUUGUAACACUCGAAACCAAACCAAAUUGAAUCUCCCAUUUAAAGAUCAAAAAUUCUCUCACUAAUUAUUUAAUGUACAAUUCGGAGUCAAGCGAGCGAGUGCGAGCGAGAGAGAGAGAGAGAGAAAGAGCGAGUGCGGGAGAGAGAGCACGUGAAGUGUGUACAUAAUACUCCUGCUCCCUGACCUCUGAACUCCGUGACCUCCUCCUGUCCGCCCUCACCCACCUCUUCCUCCUCCUGCUCCUCCUACUCCUCCUCACCCUCACUCCAGCAAAGGCACAUAAUGCUACAUUUAUAUAUAUAUUGCAAAUAACUAAAUUAUAUAUUUAUUAUGAAUGCGACGAACGGAAGGAUGCAAUAAAAAUCAAUUCUGAAUGUA